Penicillium subrubescens is the source of this 2577-nucleotide messenger RNA. RefSeq names its product ribonucleotide-diphosphate reductase subunit RNR1. Gene Ontology annotation, biological process: deoxyribonucleotide biosynthetic process; DNA replication. The coding region runs from base 1 to 2577 and encodes 858 amino acids. Gene Ontology annotation, cellular component: ribonucleoside-diphosphate reductase complex. Gene Ontology annotation, molecular function: ATP binding; ribonucleoside-diphosphate reductase activity, thioredoxin disulfide as acceptor. NCBI's taxonomy places the organism in Eukaryota, Fungi, Ascomycota, Eurotiomycetes, Eurotiales, Aspergillaceae. The transcript has 3 exons. The record is from RefSeq and is a predicted model, not a curated record.
AUGUUCGUUUACAAGCGAGACGGACGCAAAGAACGCGUGCAGUUCGACAAGAUCACCGCCCGUGUGUCGAGGCUUUGUUAUGGCCUCGACCCGGAUCACGUCGAUGCUGCUGCCAUCACGCAAAAGGUCAUCUCUGGUGUGUACCAGGGUGUUAACACCAUCGAGCUGGACAACUUGGCUGCCGAGACUGCGGCGUACAUGACCGUCACACACCCCGACUACGCCAUCCUGGCCGCCCGUAUCGCUGUUUCCAACCUCCACAAGCAGACCCGGAAGCAAUUCUCCAUGGUCAUUGAGGACCUCUACAACUAUGUCAACCCUAAGAACAACAAGCCCGCUCCUAUGAUCUCCACGGAGAUUUACGAGAUUGUGCAAAAGCACGCAGAGGAGCUUAACUCUGCUAUCGUCUAUGACCGUGAUUUCAACUACAACUACUUCGGCUUCAAGACCCUGGAGCGCUCAUAUCUCCUCCGCAUCAACGGCAGCAUUGCCGAGCGUCCUCAGCACCUGCUGAUGCGUGUUGCUGUGGGUAUUCACGGUAAUGAUAUUGAAAAGGCCAUCGAGACCUACAACUUGAUGUCUCAAAAGUAUUUCACCCACGCUUCCCCUACUCUGUUCAACGCCGCCACCCCGCAGCCCCAGCUGGCCUCUUGCUUCCUGGUUGAUAUGAAGGAGGACAGCAUUGAGGGUAUCUAUGACACUCUCAAGACUUGUGCCAUGAUCUCCAAGACUGCUGGUGGUAUCGGUCUGAACGUCCACCGUAUUCGUGCCACCAAUUCCUACAUUGCUGGAACCAACGGCUCCUCCAACGGUAUCGUUCCCAUGCUUCGGGUCUACAACAACACCGCCCGCUACGUUGACCAGGGUGGUAACAAGCGUCCCGGUGCUUUUGCCAUCUACCUGGAGCCCUGGCACGCGGAUGUCUUCGAGUUCCUUGAUCUCCGCAAGAACCACGGUAAGGAGGAAGUCCGUGCCCGUGAUCUGUUCUAUGCCCUGUGGACUCCCGAUCUCUUCAUGAAGCGUGUCGAGGCCAACGGUGACUGGACCCUGUUCUGCCCUCACGAGGCCCCUGGUCUUGCCGAUGUCUACGGUGAUGAGUUUGACGCUCUGUAUGAGCGCUACGAGAAGGAGGGCCGUGGCCGUAAGACCAUCAAGGCUCAGAAGCUGUGGUAUGCCAUUCUCGAGGCUCAGACCGAGACUGGCAACCCCUUCAUGUUGUACAAGGAUGCUUGCAACAAGAAGAGCAACCAGAAGAACCUGGGUACCAUCCGCAGCUCCAACCUGUGCACUGAGAUUGUCGAGUACAGCGCCCCUGAUGAGGUUGCCGUCUGCAACUUGGCUUCUCUUGCUCUCCCCACCUUCGUUGAUGCUGCUCGUGGCGAGUAUGACUUUGGCAAGCUGCACGAGGUUGUUCAGGUUCUGGUUCGCAACUUGAACAAGAUUAUCGACAUCAACUACUACCCUGUCCCCGAGGCCAAGAAGUCCAACUUCCGUCACCGCCCCAUUGCCCUCGGUGUCAAUGGUCUGGCUGAUGCUUUCCUCGCUCUGCGUCUGCCUUUCGACUCCCCCGAGGCCAAGCAGCUCAACAUUCAGAUCUUCGAGACCAUCUACCACGGUGCUCUCACUGCUUCCGCUGAGAUCGCUGCCAAGCUCGGCCCCUACGAGACCUACCCUGGCUCUCCCGUGUCCCAGGGUAUCCUGCAGUACGACAUGUGGGACCGCACUCCCACUGACCUCUGGGACUGGGCUUCUUUGAAGGCUCGCAUUGCCGAGGUCGGUGUUCGCAACAGUCUGCUGGUGGCUCCCAUGCCCACUGCCAGUACCUCCCAGAUCCUGGGCUUCAACGAGUGCUUCGAGCCCUACACCUCCAACAUCUACUCCCGCCGUGUCCUGGCUGGUGAGUUCCAGGUGGUCAACCCCUGGCUGCUGAAGGACCUGGUCGACCUCGGCCUGUGGUCCGACAACAUGAAGAACCGCAUCAUCGCCGACGGCGGUUCCGUCCAGAACAUCCCCAACAUCCCCGCCGACAUCAAGGCCUUGUACAAGACUGUCUGGGAAAUCUCCCAGCGCUCCAUCCUGCAGAUGGCCGCCGACCGUGGUGCCUUCAUCGACCAGUCUCAGUCUCUCAACAUCCACAUGAAGGAGCCCACCAUGGGCAAGAUCACCUCCAUGCACUUUGCUGGCUGGAAGAUGGGUCUCAAGACCGGCAUGUACUACCUGCGUACCAUGGCCGCCUCCGCUCCUAUCCAGUUCACCGUCGACCAGGAGCAGCUCAAGGUCGAGGACACCAACGUUGCCCGCGCCAACGCUGCGUAUAAGAAGCGUGCCGUUGGUGCUGCGGGUUCCGCCUACUCUGCUGUCCCUCGUUCCAGCAGUUCCGAGGACGCUAUUCCGACCCCCAGCGCAGAGAGCCCUCGCACUCCUGCGCCUACUGCUCCUAUUGUCGUCCCCAUCGUUCAGUCCGAGGAGUCCACCGAGCCUGAGACUGAGGGUAAGUCUGAAGAGGAUAUCUUCUCGGACAAGGUUCUCCAGUGCAGCAUUGAGAACAAGGAGGCUUGCGUUAUGUGCCAGGGUUAA